GGCAGCAGAGCGGCUCUUAGGACGCUGAGCCCGGGCAGCCCAGGGCUCCGGGCUCCUUGAGCCAGCGGCUCCAGAGGUGGGCGAGCGGCAGGCGCGGCCGAGGCGGCGGAGCGGGCUGGCCGUGUAGACCCGGGGUCCCCGGGCUGGGCGAAAACGCCGGGGGGCCGAGGCGGCGCCGAAACCCCGGAACCUGGAGCUGCCGGCCGAGCUCUUCCCGUGCGGCUCGCGCGGAGCUCCAGUCGGGGCACGGCGGAGAGCAGGACCCGGUAGUCUCCUCCACCGGAUCGCCCGCAAGAGGCUCCGCGCCCCGGGCGCUGGCUAGAACCCGGGCCGCCCAGCCGGUUACCCGAGCCGGGCAUUCAUCGCUGCCCGCAGCUGGCGCAGACAUGGGCGCACGGGGCUGCGCGUCGGGCCGCAGGUCCCGCAAAGUUUGCUAGCCGGAGGGGCGCAGAGCUGAGUGUGAGCUCGGUACCGAAGCCCCCGGGAGGAUACCCUGAAGUCUCCUAAUUGGGCGCGAGAACCGCGGAGCUGAGAAGGGUGGCUCGGCCCUACCAGGUGCCGCCUGCAAAGUUAGAAGAGAAGAAAACUUCGGUUCCAGGGAGACUCGGACCGUUAUGCUAACCGCACCCCCUGAAACCUGUGCCCCCUCUGAAAGACACCCGGCACCCGCGCCUGCAGCUGUGCUCGGCUGGCAUCCAGUCCCGGGGGCCGGGCGCCUGGAACCACGGUGACUACGUCGACCCGGGAGAACCCAACCAGGGGGCGGGGAGGGGAGGGAGGCGGGCAACGUGGCCAUCAGGAGGAAGUUUCCUGAAGUUGUCCUCUCAUUUGGGAGCCUGGUCAGCAACCAGGCCCGAUCGCAGGGGUCGCUCUGCCUGCGAGAAGUAGUCGAAGUCGAGUGCUAAGGGAUAUAGGAACCCCGAGUUUGAAAGGAGACUUGGUCUCUUUCUGCUCUCCCCACGCCUUGCGGAGCAGCCAGCCCAGAAAGAGGAAGAAGCAUUUGGGGUCGCCGGCGCGGCCCCUCCGGGCAUAGCGUCCCGGACUCGGCCACACAGUCUCCCGGGACCAAGGCGCGAGGUACCGGGACCCCACAGGAUUAUAAAGCAAGUCGCGAAGAGGGUGCACCUUAGAGGACCCCUCUGCAGGAUGACCAGCAUGUGGAGGCUGCCGAUCUGGACUCUACUGGCCCUGCAUAGGAUCCAUUCGGCCGGAGCCCAAGAUGACGUUCCGCCGUACUUCAAGACAGAGCCGGUGCGCACACAAGUGCAUCUGGAGGGGAACCGGCUGGUGCUCACGUGCAUGGCCGAGGGCAGCUGGCCGCUGGAGUUCAAGUGGCUGCACAACAACCGGGAGCUGACCAGGUUCUCGCUGGAGUACAGGUACAUGAUCACCAGCCUGGACCGCACCCACGCUGGCUUCUACCGCUGCAUCGUGCGUAACCGGAUGGGUGCUCUGCUACAGCGGCAGACGGAGGUCCAAGUGGCCUACAUGGGGAGCUUUGAGGAAGGCGAGAAGCACCAGAGCGUAUCCCACGGAGAAGCUGCCGUCAUCCGAGCACCCCGCAUCUCUAGUUUCCCCAGGCCACAGGUGACCUGGUUCCGUGAUGGCCGCAAGAUCCCGCCCAGCAGCCGCAUAGCCAUCACGCUGGAGAACACCCUGGUCAUCCUGUCCACGGUGGCUCCCGAUGCUGGCCGCUACUACGUGCAGGCAGUUAACGACAAGAACGGAGACAACAAGACGAGCCAGCCCAUCACUCUUGCUGUGGAGAAUGUCGGGGGACCUGCUGACCCCAUCGCGCCAACCAUCAUCAUCCCACCCAAGAACACUAGUGUUGUGGCCGGAACCUCGGAGGUGACCAUGGAGUGUGUGGCAAAUGCCAGGCCUCUGAUCAAGCUGCACAUCGUCUGGAAGAAAGACGGGGCCCUGCUCUCCAAUGGUAUCAGUGAUUACAACCGCAGGCUCACCAUCACCAACCCCACUGUCAGCGACGCGGGCUACUACCAGUGCGAGGCUGUGCUGCGCAGUAGCAGUGUGGCCCCCGUCACCAGGGGAGCCUACCUCUCGGUGCUGGAGCCCCCUCAGUUUGUCAAAGAGCCCGAGAGACACAUCACAGCAGAGAUGGAGAAGGUGGUGGACAUCCCCUGUCGAGCCAAAGGGGUGCCACCUCCCUCUAUCACCUGGUACAAGGACGCUGCAUUGGUGGAGGUGGAGAAGUUGGCCCGCUUCAAGCAGCGCAGCGAUGGCAGCCUGCAGAUCAGCGGCCUGCUGCCCGAUGACACCGGCAUGCUCCAGUGCUUCUCCCACAAUGCCGCUGGAGAGGCGCAGACCUCCACCUACCUGGCCGUCACCAGCAUUGCCCCUAAUAUCACCAGGGGCCCCCUUGACAGUACGGUGAUUGACGGAAUGUCGGUGGUCCUGGCGUGUGAGACCUCAGGGGCACCACGACCUGCUAUCACUUGGCAGAAAGGGGAACGCAUCUUAGCCAGCGGCUCUGUUCAGCUGCCUCGCUUCACCCUGCUGGAGUCUGGAAGCCUGCUCAUUAGCCCAACCCACAUCUCUGACGCCGGUACCUACACCUGUUUGGCCACCAACUCUCGGGGAGUUGACGAGGCCUCGGCAGACCUGGUCGUAUGGGCCCGGACCCGCAUCACCAAGCCCCCCCAGGACCAGAGUGUCAUCAAGGGCACCCAGGCCUCCAUGGUGUGCGGAGUGACCCACGAUCCUAGAGUGACUGUCAGAUACGUGUGGGAGAAGGAUGGGGCCACCCUGGCUGUGGAGACCAACCCCCGGAUCCGGCUGGACAGAAAUGGCUCCCUACACAUCUCGCAGACAUGGUCAGGGGACAUUGGCACAUACACCUGCCGGGUACUCUCAGCUGGUGGCAAUGAUUCUCGAAAUGCCCACCUGCGCGUCAGGCAGCUUCCCCACGCCCCUGAGCACCCCGUGGCAACACUCAGCGCUGUGGAGAGGCGCGCCAUCAACCUGACCUGGGCCAAACCCUUCGAUGGCAACAGCCCCUUGAUGCGCUACAUCCUGGAGAUGUCGGAAAACAAUGCUCCAUGGACCAUUCUCCUUGCCAGUGUGGACCCAGAAGCUACCUCAGUGAUGGUCAAGGGACUGGUUCCCGCUCGUUCUUACCAGUUCCGCCUCUGUGCUGUCAACGACGUGGGCAAAGGACAGUUCAGCAAGGACACAGAAAGGGUUUCCCUCCCCGAAGAGCCCCCCACAGCCCCUCCACAGAACGUUAUUGCCAGCGGCCGGACCAACCAGUCCAUCAUGAUCCAGUGGCAACCGCCUCCUGAGAGCCACCAGAAUGGGAUCCUCAAGGGUUACAUCAUCAGAUACUGCUUGGCUGGGCUACCUGUUGGGUACCAGUUUAAGAACAUCACAGAUGCUGACGUCAACAACCUGUUGCUGGAGGACCUCAUCAUCUGGACCAAUUAUGAGAUCGAGGUGGCCGCCUACAACAGCGCUGGGCUGGGCGUCUACAGCAGCAAAGUCACCGAGUGGACACUGCAGGGAGUUCCCACGGUGCCCCCAGGAAACGUGCAUGCAGAAGCCACCAAUUCCACGACCAUCCGCUUCACCUGGAAUGCCCCCAGUCCCCAAUUCAUCAAUGGUAUCAACCAGGGCUACAAGCUGAUUGCCUGGGAGCCAACCCAAGAAGAGGAGGUUACCAUGGUGACUGCCAGGCCCAACUUUCAAGACAGCAUCCAUGUGGGCUUCGUGUCCGGUCUGAAAAAAUUCACAGAGUACUUCACCUCAGUGCUGUGCUUCACCACGCCUGGAGAUGGGCCCCGAAGCAGCCCCCAGCUGGUGCGCACCCAUGAGGAUGUGCCUGGGCCAGUGGGACACCUGAGCUUCAAUGACAUCCUGGACACCUCGCUGAAGGUCAGCUGGCAGGAGCCUGGGGAGAAGAACGGCAUACUGACAGGGUACCGGAUCUCCUGGGAAGAGUACAAUAGAACCAAUACCCGUGUGACCCACUACCUGCCCAACGUAACCCUAGAGUACAGAGUCACAGGCCUCACGGCACUCACCACCUACACUAUCGAGGUGGCCGCUAUGACCUCCAAGGGCCAGGGCCAGGUGUCAGCCUCCACCAUCUCAUCUGGUGUGCCUCCAGAGCUCCCGGGGGCACCCACCAACCUGGGCAUUUCCAACAUCGGUCCACGAUCCGUAACUUUGCAGUUCAGGCCUGGCUACGACGGGAAGACAUCCAUCUCCCGCUGGGUAGUGGAAGCUCAGGUGGGCGUGAUCGGGGAGGGAGAGGAAUGGUUGCUGAUCUACCAACUCAGCAACGAGCCUGAUGCACGCUCCAUGGAGGUCCCGGACCUUAACCCCUUCACCUACUACAGCUUCCGCAUGCGCCAAGUGAAUAUUGUCGGCACCAGCCCGCCCAGUCAACCUUCCAGGAAGAUCCAGACCCUCCAGGCUCCCCCAGACAUGGCCCCGGCCAAUGUGACUCUACGCACAGCCAGUGAGACCAGCUUGUGGCUCCGAUGGAUGCCCCUCCCAGAAAUGGAGUACAAUGGCAACCCUGAGUCAGUGGGCUACAAGAUCAAGUACAGCCGGUCCGACGGCCACGGCAAGACACUGAGCCACAUGGUACAAGAUCGAGUGGAGCGGGAAUACACCAUUGAGGACCUGGAGGAGUGGACGGAGUACCGCGUCCAAGUCCAGGCCUUCAAUGCCAUCGGGAGUGGGCCCUGGAGCCAGGCGGUGGUGGGCAGAACCAGGGAGUCAGUCCCAUCCUCUGGCCCCACGAACGUGUCAGCACUGGCCACCACCUCUAGCAGCAUGCUGGUUCGCUGGAGCGAGGUCCCGGAGGCAGAUCGCAACGGCCUUGUCCUGGGCUACAAGGUGAGGUACAAGGAGAAGGACUCGGACUCCCAGCCCCGGUUCUGGCUGGUAGAAGGCAACUCGUCUCGCAGUGCUCAGCUCACAGGCCUGGGCAAGUAUGUGCUCUACGAGGUUCAGGUUCUGGCCUUCACACGCAUCGGUGACGGCAGCCCUAGCCACCCUCCCAUCCUGGAGCGGACACUAGAUGACGUCCCAGGCCCACCCAUGGGCAUCCUGUUUCCGGAGGUGAGAACCACGUCCGUGCGGCUCAUCUGGCAGCCCCCCGCGGCCCCCAAUGGGAUCAUCCUGGCCUACCAGAUCACACACCGGCUCAAUGCCACUACAGCCAACACUGCCACCGUGGAGGUCCUGGCACCCAGUGCCCGCCAGUACAUGGCCACCGGCCUCAAGCCAGAGUCUGUCUACCUGUUCCGCAUCACAGCCCAGACCCGGAAAGGCUGGGGAGAGGCUGCUGAAGCUUUGGUGGUGACCACAGAGAAGAGAGACCGCCCGCAGCCCCCUAGCAAGCCCGUGGUGCAGCAGGAAGACGUGAAGGCUCGCAGCGUUCUGCUGUCCUGGGAGCCAGGCAGCGAUGGGCUCUCCCCAGUCCGCUACUACACCAUCCAGACGCGUGAACUGCCCAGCGGCCGGUGGGCCCUGCACUCGGCAUCUGUGAGCCACAAUGCCUCUGCCUUCACUGUGGACAGACUCAAGCCCUUCACAUCCUACAAGUUCCGAGUGAAAGCAACCAACGACAUCGGGGACAGCGAGUUCAGUGAGGAGUCAGAGUCGCUGACCACCCUGCAGGCCGCCCCCGAUGAGGCACCCACCAUCCUGUCGGUGACACCCCACACCACCACCUCUGUGCUAAUCCGAUGGCAGCCUCCAGCUGAGGACAAGAUCAAUGGCAUUCUCCUGGGCUUUCGAAUCCGGUAUCGGGAGCUGCUCUAUGACGGGCUGAGGGGCUUCACUCUUCGAGGCAUCCACAACCCCGGGGCCAAGUGGGCUGAGCUCACCUCCUUGUACUCCAUGCGGAACCUGACCCGGCCCAGCCUCACGCAGUACGAGCUGGACAAUCUGAGCAAACACAAGCGUUAUGAGAUCCGGAUGAGCGUGUACAACGCCGUGGGAGAGGGACCCUUGAGCCCACCACAAGAGGUCUUUGUCGGGGAGGCAGUGCCCACAGCAGCACCCCAGAACGUGGCCAUUCACAGUGCUACAGCCACACAGCUAGAUGUGACCUGGGAGCCACCCCCACUGGACAGCCAGAAUGGAGACAUCCAAGGGUACAAGAUUUAUUUUUGGGAAGUCCAGCAGAGGAACCUCACCGAGAGGGUGAAGACGCUUUUCCUGGCUGAGAACAGUGUGAAGCUCAAGAACCUGACAGGCUACACAGCCUACAUGGUCAGCGUAGCAGCCUUCAAUGCUGCGGGGGAUGGGCCGCGGAGCACCCCCACCCGAGGCCAGACUCAGCAAGCAGCCCCCAGCGCCCCAGGCUCGGUCAAGUUCAGCGAGCUGACCACGACCUCAGUGAAUGUGUCCUGGGAAGCCCCUGAGUUCCCCAACGGUCCUCUGGAGGGCUACAGGCUGGUGUAUGAGCCCUGCACCCCCGUGGAUGGGGUCAGCAAGAUUGUGACAGUGGACGUGAAGGGGAACAGCCCACUGUGGCUGAAGGUGAAGGACCUGGCGGAGGGCAUGACCUACCGUUUCCGCAUCAAAGCCAAGACCUUCACCUAUGGGCCUGAGAUAGAAGCCAACAUCACCACGGGCCCUGGAGAAGGUGCCCCGGGACCACCAGGAGUGCCAAUCAUCGUUCGGUACAGCUCAGCCAUUGCCAUCCACUGGUCCAGCGGAGACCCUGGCAAAGGACCCAUCACACGCUAUGUAAUAGAGGCCAGGCCGUCAGAUGAGGGGCUCUGGGACAUCCUCAUCAAGGACAUCCCCAAGGAGGUAACUUCCUACACCUUCAGCAUGGACAUCCUGAAGCCAGGCGUGAGCUAUGACUUCCGGGUCAUCGCGGUCAAUGACUAUGGCUUUGGCACCCCCAGCAGCCCCUCUCAGUCUGUGCCAGCCCAGAAAGCCAGCCCCUUCUAUGAGGAAUGGUGGUUCUUGGUGGUCAUAGCCCUAGUGGGCCUCAUCUUCAUCCUGCUUCUGGUCUUCGUACUCAUCAUCCGAGGUCAGAGCAAGAAGUACUCCAAGAAGACAGACUCAGGAGGCAAUACCAAGUCAGGAGCCCUUGGCCAUGGGGAGAUGCUGAGCUUGGAUGAAAGCAGUUUUCCCGCUCUGGAGCUCAACAACCGGCGGCUGUCCGUAAAGAACUCUUUCUGCAGGAAGAAUGGCUUGUAUACCAGGUCCCCUCCCAGGCCCAGUCCAGGCAGCUUACACUAUUCUGAUGAAGAUGUCACCAAGUACAAUGACCUCAUCCCAGCCGAGAGCAGCAGCCUGACAGAGAAACCCUCAGAAAUCUCCGACUCCCAGGGUAGCGACAGCGAGUACGAAGUGGACACGAACCCCCAGAAAGCCCACUCCUUCGUCAACCAUUACAUCAGUGACCCCACCUAUUACAACUCGUGGCGACGCCAACAGAAAGGCAUCUCCCGGGCCCAGGCCUACAGCUACACAGAGAGUGAUUCUGGCGAACCUGACCAUGUCACUGUCCCCAAUAGCAACAGCACCCAGCAGGGCAGCCUUUUCCGGCCCAAGGCCAGCCGGACUCCAACGCCCCAAAAUCCCCCAAACCCCCCAAGUCAGCAGAGCACCCUCUACCGUCCCCCCAGCAGCCUCGCCCCUGGUUCCCGGGCACCCAUAGCCGGGUUCUCAUCCUUCGUUUGACAUCAGAAGAGGAAAUAGGAUGAAAGAAACAACACCAAAAUCCUCCUUUGCCACUUCUCAAAAUGCCUGCCAGAAAACACACAAGAAACUCCCACCAAGACAUCGGAUCAACUUUUCACCUCUCGAGUUUAUUUUUCCAGAGAUUCCAGGGCCAGCAAAGCCGGUGUGGAGGAGGCGGGGGAAGAAACCCUUGGGACUUGGACGUGUGUGACCUGAAGCAGCUUCACAUCCUUGGGGUCCAUUGUGCAGUGUGGAGGGCUGGAGACCAGUCACUUCUACCGAGGACAGAUGGGCUUGGGACUCUGGAGAGAAGGGGCUAUAAGGCAGGUGGGGCUGAGAGAUGGAGAUUCAGCCAACUUUACCCUUCCCAGUGGGCUAGAUCUUGUUAUCCUUGCUCCUUUGCAGAAAGGAUGGGUGUCCCCAGAGGUGAAGCCUGCCUGUUGUCUCCAGCUCUCCCUGACAGGUGUCUCAUGCCUGGCCAGCCUUCUACCCGGCCUCAACACCCUCCAAGGGCUCACAGCCUUUGUUCAACUUCUCCACCAAGCAUUUGGUUUAUUUGGGGAGGGGGAAGAAAAAGCAAGGGGUAAGAAUCCACUUAGCAACUUCCUCAUUCCUGGAGAUAAAAAAAAAAAAGCAAUUUAAAAAAAUUGUGAAUUCAAGGAAAGAGGGCCUGAGGGCUGGGAGAGAAUCCUUACACAGCUGCAUAACUGAGCCCUGCCUCCUGUCCUUUGGAUUCACUUCCCUGAAUGCCGAUAAGGAGAGGUGACAACUGGGAAUGUCCCCUAAGGUGCUGGCUCCACACUAGGGCAAGCGUUAGGGAGGCGUCCUGCAGGAAGUCAGAGGUGCAAGGAUGAAGCCUUGACUGUUUUCUUCCUGUCCACCAGCCUAACACAGAGAAAGGGAAUGGGGUCAGGGUGUGGGGGCUUAGGAUAGGAAGCUCAGCUCAGCCCCCCAAGCUGCGUAGGAAGGUUGUACGCUCAGAUAUACCAUCCCACACCCUCUGAAUGUACACCUUCCUGCUAACCACGCACCUGCCCCCAUGAGCCUGUAAGGAAAAGGGUCCAGGAAUCCUUCCCAAGAGGAUACCCUGGGACUUCUUCGCCCAGCAUUUUCACUUCAAGAUCUGUGCACCCCGUGUCUCCUCCCACAACACACAGGUGCCCAAAGGGUGGCCAGUCCCAGGUCCUGAGGCUUUACAAAGAAUCAAAGAUCACUUGAACCCCUUCUAACAUCUCCCAGGCUAGGUUCAGAGAAGCCAGAGCUGGGAUGGACCCACGAGGGGCCAGACAAGAAGCUCUGACCGAACUGGACAUGGCAGUUGAGAUGUCUGCUGGUCAGCCAGGAGAGGCGGGUCAGAUAGGAUCGAGGGACAAGAAGAGCUGAGAGGAGGGAACGCUGUUACUCCCUGGAAUGUUCUGGAAAAAAGCCACGGGGUGGGGGUGCUGAACUUCACAUCAGCUUUAAGCGUCUAAAGCAAGGGUUUGGGGAGGAGGUUUUCUGAUGUCCUGAGCUGGCUGAGGUCCUUGGGGACACUAACCAGCCCCUUGACUGAGGCUCAGCCUACUGCUGGGAAUGCAUGACUACCUCCUUCAGAGGCUCCAGUGGGGCCUGUCCAGUUCAAUAAAGGACCAGCUUUGCUGGGAGUACACACUGAAGUUACCGCUGGCCCUAUCAAGAGGCCCAAGUGGGGAGCCUAUGGCUCUCCUCAGGAAUCCCUAAUUAGUCACUGCUAGUUCUCACUGGUCAGGGAGAUGUGAGUCAGAGGCCUUUGUAAAGGACACAGGCUACUGGGGGGGGGGGGGCUCCUCCCUACACACCUGCCCCCUGGGAUAGGUGACCCAGGAAAUGUCAGAAGCCAAGUCAACAGGCUGGUGACCCAACUGCUGUUUGUGAACAAUGGCUUUUCGCAGUGACCUCUCCUAAGCAGGUCCUAAAGGUCCUAAGCCAGGAAGUACAGCCUUGUUCCCCAAAAGACAACAAAGGGCCAGAGGCCUUGCCCCCCUGGGGAGUCAGGUUCCAAGGGCUACCUUGGACUUUGUCAGUCAGCUGGACCCCCACCCCUUCAGCAUCUGGCAUCUCCAGAGCCACACACAUGCAGACGCUGCCCGAGCUCGCACUGCCAUGCUUACUUUUCGUCCUUCAUGACUGUUUCAAACAGCUUCAUCUUUUUCCCCCCUGUCUUUAGAGGCUUUAACCAUUGAAGGGUGUUCCCAGUUUACAUUAGGGAAUUAUUAGCCUAGCCCAGCCCAGUGAGGGAGCGUUAUAGAGGAAGCAGGAAUUGGUUUGUUUUUUUUUUUUUUUUACUUUUUUGUUUCUUUAAAAAAAAAAAGUGUG
Molecule: messenger RNA, 10008 nt
Organism: Microtus ochrogaster (prairie vole)
Lineage: Eukaryota; Metazoa; Chordata; Mammalia; Rodentia; Cricetidae
Gene: Sdk2
Product: sidekick cell adhesion molecule 2
Molecular function (GO): protein binding
Source: RefSeq, a predicted model, not a curated record